Messenger RNA from Branchiostoma belcheri (Belcher's lancelet), 3510 nucleotides. Its product is annotated as mucosa-associated lymphoid tissue lymphoma translocation protein 1-like. The record is from RefSeq and is a predicted model, not a curated record. The transcript has 20 exons. Gene Ontology annotation, molecular function: cysteine-type endopeptidase activity. Lineage: Eukaryota; Metazoa; Chordata; Leptocardii; Amphioxiformes; Branchiostomatidae. Gene Ontology annotation, biological process: proteolysis. The coding region runs from base 221 to 2773 and encodes 850 amino acids.
UCAUCGGUGACGUCAUGCAGCGCGGGGUUCCCCUUUUUCAUUUCCGGGUUUGACCACGACUUUGAGGAAGUGUGCACGUUUUCUGAGACCUUCGAUGAAUAUGGUUACGGCACAUAGCUACAAAUAGUUCAAGAGAAGACUCAACCAGUGCAAGAGUUAAAGGCCAGUCUUCAGAGGCUAAGAUUAAUAAGAGUUGAAGGGUUUGGAGAGUUGCGACACCAUGCCGCUCCCCUCCCACCAGCCUAUCAACCCGUCCAUCAACAUCUGUGACAUCAAGCCGUACUCCGUGUUCAAGGAUCUGUGCAAACUGCUGGACCAGCCUCCGUGCAGCUGGAGGAACCUUCUGGAUGUCAUCCCCGACAAGAUAUAUAAGAAACAUGAGAUUGAGCAGCAGUUUGGUUUAGCGACUCUACAGAGUGGAGGCAGUCCCAGUAAACUGCUGUUACAGGACCUGGGCAGGCGGGGGAAGACUGUACGACAACUCAUCUCAUACCUGGAGAAACUACAACACGAGAGGGCACUCAUGCUCCUCAAACAAGAAGAAGCAUUGCAGAUCACGCGGCAGCCCGAGGCUGUAUCAGCCAUGGAGGGGGACACGGUAGAGCUGAAGUGUCAGGCGGUCGGCUUCCCGUAUCCACGCUACCAGUGGUACCAUGGCAACCAGGAGAUCGCCAUGGGAACGGACAGUGUGCUGCGGAUCGAGGAGACCCGUCCUAAAGACGCGGGGCAGUACAUCUGCAGGAUCCACAAGGUGUCUUCCAAGGACCCCAGGAAGCCGCAGAGCUACGUCUUCACUGAGUGGGUGGAGCUGACGGUCAUUCCUGCAACAAAUGCCUCGGCCCAGUACGAUGACCCCCCCACCAUUGCCGUCCAUCCGUCCCCGGUACGAGUGGAGAUGAACAGACCCGUGAGUCUGUCCUGUGGAGCGCGGGGAAAACCUGCGCCGUUCUACCAGUGGUACAAGGACAACACGCUGCUACAGGGGGAGACCAGGAGGGAGAUAUAUUAUGACCAGGCCAAGGCGUCUGACCAGGGAGUGUACCGGUGCCGAGUGUGGAACAGGGGAGGGGAGAGGUGGUCACAGGGAGCUGAGGUCACUGUGGUGGUACCUGCUGUGAACCAGUCCUGUGCUCCAGGUAUCCCAGAGAUUGUGAUGCCGCCAGUAUCGGGAGAUUGUGUUCUGGGGGGGACGGCUAAGUUCAUUUGUGAGGCCCGAGGGCACGGACAGCUCAUCUACCAGUGGUACAAGGAUUACAGACCUGUCCCUGGAGGGGACCGCAGUGUUCUAUGGAUACCACAGGUGACGUUAGACCUGCUCGGCUCAUACCAGUGUCGGGUGUCGAAUUCCGCGGGGGACGUCAUGUCCAAACCUGUGUCGCUCAAGCUGCCAAAAGACGACUUUCCAAUGGGCCCAGAAAAACCAGUUGAACGAUAUUAUGCUACAGACAAGGUUGCUCUUGUUAUCGGCAACCAAGAUUACCGCAACCAGGAUAACCUGGAGGCCUCCAUCAACGAUGCCUACACCUUGUCCAACAUCUUAAGGAAUGAGCUGGACUUUAAGGUGGUGGCGCUGACCAACCUGGACCUGCAGGACAUGACCAACGCUGUCCAGGCUUUCUGUGAGCUGCUGGACGAAGGAGUUUAUGGUGUGUUCUACUAUGGAGGCCACGGCUAUGAGAACAGGGGACAGCAGUUCAUGAUGCCGAUCGAUGUGCCCACCACGUACCGGGCGGCUGACUGCGUGUGUGCUCAGAUGGUGCUGAAGAAGAUGCAGGAGAAAAGCACGGGGCUAAACCUGCUGCUACUGGACAUGUGCAGGAUGAGGAAUAAGGACUGUUCCCAGCCACCCACAGAGGAGUGGGACAUCGACAGGCCCAGAGGGAACGUGGUGUUUGGCUUUGCUACUUGCACGAAUGCAGAGGCGUUUGAAGUACACGGAGAGAGAAAUGGGAUCUUCAUGUCGUACCUGAGGAGGCACAUCACCCAGCCACUAAAAGUCACACACAUGCUGGAGCAGGUCCAGAAAGGUGUUGGACAGGACAAACAGGCGUCACAUGUCCAGUUCCCACAGAUCAGUUCAGACCUGCGCGAGGACAGGACGUUACGGGACCCGAUCAGCUUCCACGGUCACACGCAACAGUUCUGUGUCAGGAACCAGAGGUGGGCGGCGGCACAUGAGCUUCCAGAGGCCAUCAACUUCGAAUUCCCGAGCUGUGGAGUUCACGUCAGGCUCGGCUUCUUUGCAGAGUUCUCCAAUGUCAUGGUCAUGUACCUGACCGUACUGGACCUGGGCAAAACACAGCGAUGUCUCCCGUCUUUAAGGGACUUUCCUCCGGGGGUUGAAAUUGAUGUCAAGUUCUCGAACAAGGACAAAGUUGAGGACAUAGGUUGUUGCAGCAACAUCUUGACUAACUUUCCAAACCCACCAAAGAACAUCAACUGUGUCUUCACGCGAGUCAUGGACAUUCAGAAGAUCAGGGGUGAUAACCUGGAGUUGUCCCUGUUCCUGGACUACGUGAUAGAUGGACGGGAGCUACAAGAGAGCCACCCCAUCCUCAUCCCCAAACCUCUCGUCUCCAAGAUGCCCAUCUGGCAGAACCCCCUGCCUCCACGCCCCCCUCCAGGCUUUGCCAACCCCUCCUUCCAGCAGUACCCCCCUGAGUUCUACCCCCCUCAGCCCUACCCAGAAUAUCAGCUGGGCCCCAGGAUUGCAAUGGAGUCAGAGUGCGACUUUGAUGACAAGUCGCUAGGCGAUCUGAACCUCAAUACUUAGGGUGCAGUCGCUAUGUUUGAUGAAUUGUUUUUUCCUUCACUGGAAAGAACGUAUUAUAAAAUGUAGUAAAAUACAGUACAGCUUGCACUGUAAGAAAGAUAUUAUCAGCUUAAAUUAAGUAACUAAAGGUAAAAUUGUGAAUGGACCAAUUCUGUGAGGACCCUUUCUGUUGUACAUGUGUGUCAAGCAGAUUAUUCUUGAGUCCUGCCUUCAUAGAUUUGCCUUUAGACAGGAUUUAUUUGUAGUAGAGUCUGUAGGAUAUUUUUUUUAUUUAGUCAGUUAUGUACAUGACUGUAUAAGACAUGUACCUGUAGUCUUGAUAUAAUAAAAAUAUGAUAAAAUAAUAACUUAGAUAUUGCUACUUAUUCUAUUUUUAACAAAAUACCACUAAGUAAAGCAAUUUUAAGGCCUGUCUGUCUAAUUUUAAUGUUGAUGAAUCACACUAAAUUUCAUGAUAUAUUAUUAAUAUUGAUCAAAUGCUUGGUACACUAUGUCCAGCCACUGCUUAAUAUGUUUAUCUAUAAGGACCAUUCAUAUCAGUCUACAAAGACAACGUUUUGUCAUCUAGUUAGAUAAUACAUUUUUCUGAAAAAUAAAUUUAUAGACAGUUUUUGAACCCGUCUUCUUUUCGUGUAUGGUGACAUUUCUAUUUAGAGUUGUUAAGUGUAAGUUUGCAUUGUGGGUUUGUUGUUUUGAUAUUCAUUUCCUAGCAUCAUUUGUAAUCAUAUAUUAAUGAU